CUGAACUAAUAAAGAACAACAUGCACAUAGAAGAAGAAAACCAGUCAGAUAGGGAAAUAACAAACCAAAUACUAAUAACAGCUUUCUCUAAAACAUUUAAAAAAAAAAAUACAAAUAAAACAAAGCUCAAGGACAAGAAGUUCAAAGAAGAUCAAGAAAUUCCUCUAGAAGAUAUACUUGAUGACAGUAAAAGAAUGUAUGAAAAAGAAGCUUAA
This is a messenger RNA of Cetraspora pellucida, 215 nucleotides long. NCBI's taxonomy places the organism in Eukaryota, Fungi, Glomeromycota, Glomeromycetes, Diversisporales, Gigasporaceae. The record is from the annotation of a GenBank genome assembly.